AUGCUACUGGACAUUCAUCCAUCCAUAGUGAUCCAUGAACAUACCACAUUGCGUCUCAGCCAGAUCUCAUACUACGCCAAUGAAUCCUGGGCACAAACUCUGGGGUCUGCUUGGCUGGAUGAAAUCCAGACUCAUCGUUGGGACAGUGAAACAGGAACAGUAAUUUUCUUGCACACAUGGUCCAUGGGAAACUUCAGUAAUGAGGAGUUGACAGAUCUGGAGCGGCUUUUCCGUGUGUAUAUGAUUGGGAUAAGUCAGGAGAUUCAUACCUACUCCACAGACUUGGGGCUUAGGUAUCCUGUUGAAUUACAAGUGAGACUUGACUGUGAACUGUCCUCUAGAGAGAGCUCCAAAGGCUUCUUACAGGCAGCUUUAGAUGGACCAGAUUUUCUGAGUUUCCAAAGCAGAACUUGGGUGCCAUCUCUGGAGGGUGGGAAACAGGCCCAGAAGGUGUGUGAUCUCCUCAAUCAGUAUGAAGACAUCAAGGAAACUGUGGAGAGCCUCCUGAGCAAAACCUGUCCCCAGUUUUUCUUGGGUAUCCUGGAUGCAGGAAAGAUGUAUCUUCAGAGACAAGUGAGGCCAGAGGCCUGGCUGUCAAGCUCCUCUAUCCUUGGGUCUGGCAGACUAAUGUUGGUUUGUGUUUGUUGA
Messenger RNA from Dipodomys spectabilis (banner-tailed kangaroo rat), 648 nucleotides. Its product is annotated as T-cell surface glycoprotein CD1c3-like. Lineage: Eukaryota; Metazoa; Chordata; Mammalia; Rodentia; Heteromyidae. Gene Ontology annotation, cellular component: external side of plasma membrane. The record is from RefSeq and is a predicted model, not a curated record. Gene Ontology annotation, molecular function: exogenous lipid antigen binding; lipopeptide binding; endogenous lipid antigen binding. The coding region runs from base 1 to 648 and encodes 215 amino acids. Gene Ontology annotation, biological process: immune response; antigen processing and presentation, exogenous lipid antigen via MHC class Ib; antigen processing and presentation, endogenous lipid antigen via MHC class Ib. The transcript is spliced from 3 exons.